AUGGCCUCCCUAGAGACCAAAGUAUAUCGCCUUCGGGGUAUCCCGCCGCGUCUGGAUCGCCUAGGUGUCGCUCAAUUGGUACAACCUUUUCUCCCUGAUGGCAAGCUGGAGGAUAUUCGCGUAGCAUCUCUAGCCUUGAGCUGCGAUUUCUGGGUUGAAACUCCCACAAAAACGGCGACACUCAAUCUUAAAAAAAUCCCUGGAGUUGUACGCGCUGCUCCUGCGGCUGGAGAAUGGUACCUCCCGGUGCGCGGAUUACCUGAGUAUUCACUCAUUCUGGAUGACACGUUCUACGGUCUCACUCCUUUGAAUGAAGUAUCUCAACAUCAGUAUGACUGUGUAGUGAUUUCAGGUCUAGCAAGCCACCCGAUGGGAUCGUGGCAGCCUCGAGGCAACGACAAAUCGUUCAUGUGGAUACGAGAUAAACUACCAGAGCUCGUCCCAGGUGUUAGAUUCAUUCUCUAUGGAUAUGAUACUAAACUGGUGGGGAGUAAAUCCUUCCAAACAGUAGCAGAUCUUGCCAAUAACUUGAUCAACACACUGAAAGCAGGAGGGUGGUCAUCGCCUAGCUCGAAGGAGUUGACAUUUUUGGCACAUAGCCUUGGCGGUGUACUGCUAAAACAAUGUUUGCGUAUGCUCGCCGACAGUGAAGUCUCUUAUGAAUGCAUACUUCAAAAAACAAAAGGCGCAAUAUUUUUCGGCGUUCCAAGUGAAGGCAUGGACAUCGACGAUAUUCAUACCAUGCUUGAAGAUCAGCCGAAUAAAAACGCGCUUGUCGCCGAGAUAUCAAACCGGUCAAGUUUUCUAUCCAGUCUGGAGCAACAGAUCUCUGGCAUCUUUCAACUUCGAGAGAUGAAGCUUUGUUGGGCGUAUGAAACCCAGAAAACACCUACCGUGAAGUUGGUUGACGGUUCAUAUGGUAGAUCGGGGUCAGAGACCAUAUUAGUAUCAAGAGAGUCUGCCACGGGUAAUCGUUGUACUUCUGAUCCGGCGUCGACCAUACAAAUUGACGAAAACCACUCUAACAUGGUUAAACUCUCACCCGGAAGUCAUGUCAUUGGCCCCAUUGCGAAUAGGCUACGGCAUAUUCUUAGUAAUGACCUAGAUACCCACAGCCAAUAUUUGGAACGCUUGGCUACACACAAUCUUGCAACGGUAUUAUCCAAUAACAAAACCUUUACUGAUAACAGCUCAAGGGGUAUUUGGGACCUCAAGUGUUAG
This is a messenger RNA of Trichoderma breve, 1221 nucleotides long. RefSeq lists its product as uncharacterized. The transcript has 3 exons. Lineage: Eukaryota; Fungi; Ascomycota; Sordariomycetes; Hypocreales; Hypocreaceae. The record is from RefSeq and is a predicted model, not a curated record. The coding region runs from base 1 to 1221 and encodes 406 amino acids.